UGGACGAAACUAAAAUUUAUAUUUAGGCUCUAAAUAACUCUCCUUAUACUUUUAGACGAUGCCAAAAUUAUUGUGUAACUAAUUCUUGAACCAAUAAAAUUAUGAGAUGCGGUAUCAAAUAUGGACACACACCGGCAAACUGUGGUGGCAUUUGACUGAAAAUCUUUCGCUGAGCAAUAUCCUUCAGCGAAAAAGUCAUUUAUCGGCCCCUUGUUCACUAGCGAGCAGAAAGUUUAGCCACGCUUCCCUGAAACUCCCGACCGCCGCGACUCUGUUGCAAAAUGACGAAAAGGCGACGGUCGUGUUGCUCGGCACCGUGCACUUUAGCAAAAAUUCCGUGGAGGAUGUUUCCGAGAUAGUUAAAGUUUUAAAUCCAAACGGAAUUUUGGUGGAAUUGUGCCGGCAAAGAGUUUCGUUGUUGGAGCUAGACGAGAAAAAGUUCAUAGAGGAAGCCAAAAAAUUCGACGCAGCCAAAAUGAAACAAGCCAUGAAGGGUCAAAACGUUGUGUCCGGUAUGCUGCAUGGAAUGUUGCUCAAGACAUACGCCGACAUAGCCAAGGAACUGGGAGUGGCGCCAGGCGGUGAAUUCCGCAGGGCCUACCAUGAAAUGCAGAAAAUACCAGGGUGCAAAUUAUAUCUUGGUGAUAGACCAAUCCAAAUAACGAUAGCCAGAGCAUUUCAGUCGUUGAGCGUUUUUGAGCUCGGCCAAGUGCUAUAUCAUUUAACUUCAUCAAGCGAAUCGAAACCGUUAGACAAACACGCACUGGAAAAAUACAAAGAUAAAGACUUCGUGGCAGCUCAGUUUGAGGAGAUCACUCGGGACGUGCCAGCUUUCAAAAAGAUAUUUCACGUGUUCGUAGACGAACGCGACCGGUGUCUAGCCUACUCGUUACAGGAGUGUGUUCGUAAUGUUGCUAAAACUCCAAGGGUGCUAGCCGUCGUAGGAAUGGGCCAUGUUGAUGGCAUCAUAAAGUACUACGGCCAUAUGAGGCAGGAGGAUAUCAUACCACUUCUUAGCAAUGAAUUUAAAUUUGUUGCAAGGUGAGUGGAAGCCUUCAGCUAUGUGACUGCGCCUGGUUAAGAUUAAGAAGUACAUAAUUUCAUUUCAAUGACAACUCGAAAAUAUAUUUCAUUACGAAAAUUCCCAACUGAGUUACACAAAAUGUUAACCUCGAAGGUGCUGUUGAAAAACUCGACCAAUCAAUGGAAUGGUGGCGGGCAAAGCUGGUAAAUCAGACUCGCGAGUUCCAGUUUCUCCCGAUAUAGUGAUUACGCACGAUGGUUUUCAUAACACUUGCAAAAAAUUGUUUAAAGAUAAAAAAAAAGUUAGUUAUGGAUAGAAAUUUAUUAACUCUCGUAAGGAGUUAAAAGGCUAAAUUUUCCUUAACUCCCGCUGCGCGUGUGUGCAGUUGCACGCUUACUGAGCAAGCGUGAUGAAAAUUAUUUAAU
This is a messenger RNA of Leguminivora glycinivorella, 1449 nucleotides long. Its product is annotated as traB domain-containing protein-like. The record is from RefSeq and is a predicted model, not a curated record. NCBI's taxonomy places the organism in Eukaryota, Metazoa, Arthropoda, Insecta, Lepidoptera, Tortricidae. The transcript has 10 exons. Bases 107 to 1045 code for a protein of 312 amino acids.